Phytophthora infestans T30-4 is the source of this 1636-nucleotide messenger RNA. RefSeq names its product 6-phosphofructokinase, putative. Gene Ontology annotation, molecular function: 6-phosphofructokinase activity. The transcript has a single exon. Lineage: Eukaryota; Oomycota; Peronosporomycetes; Peronosporales; Peronosporaceae. Gene Ontology annotation, cellular component: cytoplasm. The coding region runs from base 49 to 1563 and encodes 504 amino acids. Gene Ontology annotation, biological process: fructose 6-phosphate metabolic process; glycolytic process. The record is from RefSeq and is a predicted model, not a curated record.
GCAAGCAAGCGAGCGCUUCUGUACGUUUGACGUUUCUCCAUCUGCACAAUGAGUUUCCGUCGCGAGUCCGUGGACUCCUCGGCCGCGGCCUUCCAGGUCAGACACAAGGCUGCCCCUUUCGCCAGCAAGCACCCCAAAGGGUUCGGCGAGAUGGUGCUGGUUGACGGCGUUAGUAUCGAGAAGACGUAUCUGCUACCUGUGCCGAACCUUCGCGAGUGGCUUCCUGAGCAUGACAACCAAGUCUGCAACCGCCGCAAACUCGACACGCAAGCUGAUGACUCGGUCGAACGUAAGAGCACUUACAACAAGAUCAUGGGCGAGACCGACGUGAUCCUGGGCGAUAUCCGCCGCAAUGACUCGCAGGAGGCCGUUUCGCGCGCUUAUGUGCGUGCUGGUCCGCGCGGGAACACGUAUUUCGACCCCGCCAAGGUCAAGGCCGCUGCUGUGACCUGCGGUGGUUUGUGCCCGGGCCUGAACAAUGUUGUGCGCGAUGUGACCCUCGCCUUGUGGAACCUGUACGGUGUCCGCGACAUCUACGGUAUCCGCAUGGGCUUCGCCGGCUUCUACAACUGGACCUCAAUGGACCAGAAGGAGGCCCCCAUUAUGCUGACCCCUAAGAGCGUAGCUAGCAUCCACCACCACGGAGGCACGAUCCUCGGCUCUAACCGUGGCGGCUUCGACCAGGACAAGAUCAUCGACUUCAUGACUACGCAUGGCGUCUCGCAGCUCUACGUGAUUGGCGGUGAUGGUACUCACCGUGCUGCCAACAAGAUAUCGGAGGAAUGCCGUCGCCGCAAGCUGGCAAUCGCUGUUGCCGGUGUGCCUAAGACCAUCGAUAACGAUGUUGAUCUUCUGGACCGCAGCUUCGGUUUUAACACUGCCGUCGAGGAAGCCCAGCGUGCCAUUCGCUCGGCCAGCACGGAGGCUCGUUGCGUGCCCAACGGUAUUGGGGUUGUCAAGCUCAUGGGCCGUAGCGCCGGUUUCAUUGCCGCACACGCCUCGCUCUCCAGUGGUGACGUUAACCUGUGCCUGAUCCCCGAGAUUCCGAUCGAGCUGGAAGGCCCCCGCAGCUGCCUGGACCACCUUGAGCACGUUGUGGAGGAACAAGGUCAUGGUGUGGUCGUCGUCGCUGAGGGCGCUGGUGAAGAGCUGCUAGGCACGUCGGUGGAGGCAGAUGCCGGCGGCAACAAGAAGCUCCCGCCUAUUGGCGCUUUCAUGAAGGACCGCAUCCAGGAACACUUCACCAAGAAGGGCAAGGAGUGCACCGUCAAGUACAUUGACCCCUCGUACAUGAUUCGCUCCGUGCCAGCCAACGCCGCCGACAGUCUGUACUGCAUGCUGCUGGGCCAGAACGCCGUACACGGCGCUAUGGCCGGGUACACCGGUUUCACGGUCGGCCUUAGCGCCAAUCGUGUCGUGUACUUCCCCAUUGAGGCCAUCACACGCAACUCACCGCGCUGCAUGGACCCCUUCGGUCGCACGUGGGAGCGUGUGCUGUGCCUGACGCGCCAGCCCAACACGGCUCGCGAGGGAGACAUCAAGGGCGCCAAGUCUUCUGACUAAGCCAACAAGAAGGCGAGUAGCGCCUGAACUAAGCGUCGUGCUUGGCAAUAUAUCAACACCUUGUUCCAGUUCC